AUGUCCGACACCGAAUUCGAGUCGAUCAGGAAGCUACAGGCUGAGAGGAAUGCUGCCUCUGCUGGUAAGAAGGGAUCGAAGACGUUUGAUCCAUCAAGUCAGCGAACUGAUGUUUCCACCAAGGCCUCCUUGACAGAAAGCUUCGAUACUAGCCUUUAUGAACGCGAUGGCCUUGAUAAAUUCGCAGGUUAUAAUACUUCCAUCGCAGUCGCAGAUGGCAACGAUGAUGAAAUGGAGGAAGCCGAUACCAGCCGACGAUUGGUAGGCCAAUAUACAGCUUCCAAGGAACAGAUGAACGAAUUCGCGCAUGGUAAUGGGGUCGAGGAGGAAGAUAUUCUGUUGGGUAGAGAGAAAAGUGCACGAAUUUCAGAUCGCGAAACCGACUACCAGAAGCGUCGGCACGAUCGCGUCUUGACUCCCACAAGAACUGAUGGAAAUGCUGAAAGCUACCGAGAUGUGAUGGCCCGAAGAGAACUCGAGCGCGAGGAGGAAAGAGUUAGAAAAGCUAUUGAGGAGAAGAAGGCGAACGGCGAAGCUGUUCACCAUAACUCAACUCUGACCAAGGAAGACAUUGACUCUCCCGGUGACAAGGAGAAUGACGAAGCUGGCUCUGCGGAAGCUGUCACAAAUGGACGCAAAAGAAAGAAGAGAUGGGAUGUGGCUACUGAAGAAGAUGCUAGCAUGGCUCCACCAUCAUCAGAGGCUAAAACUAAACGUUCGAGAUGGGAUCAAACGCCAGCAGUAGGAGGUGCCGCAGUUGAUGAAACUCCUAGGAGAAGGUCUAGAUGGGAUCAAGCACCUGCCGCCACCCCCAUGGGCAAUCAAGGAUUAGUAACUCCAAUGCAUCCCUCACAAAUGGGUGGUCCAGCUAUACCAACUACAUUCGGAACUGAUAUCUCGUCAAGAAAUGCGCCACUGUCAGACGAGGAGCUCGACAUGAUGUUACCAUCUGAAGGCUACAAAAUCUUAGAACCUCCACCUGGUUACGCUCCAGUACGAACUAUUGCUCAAAAAGUCAUGGCUACACCUUUACCUGCUGGAGGGUUCAUGAUGCAAGACCCAGAAAGCGGAAGGCAAUUGGCAAAGCAGCUUCCAACAGAAAUACCCGGCGUGGGCGACCUACAAUUCUUCAAGGCGGAGGAUAUGACAUAUUUCGGAAAACUCACAGAUGGCAGCGAUGAAAAUUCCAUGAGUGUCGAAGAACUUAAAGAGAGGAAGAUCAUGAGGCUUUUACUCAAAGUCAAGAAUGGUACUCCACCUAUGCGAAAAACUGCUUUGCGUCAACUCACGGAUAAUGCGAGACAAUUUGGUGCCGGACCUUUGUUCAAUCAGAUUCUUCCAUUGCUUAUGGAAAAGACUUUGGAGGACCAGGAGCGGCAUUUGCUAGUCAAGGUUAUUGACCGUAUCCUCUACAAGCUUGAUGACCUUGUCAGACCUUACGUUCACAAAAUUUUGGUCGUCAUCGAACCGCUGCUCAUCGAUCAAGAUUACUACGCUCGAGUGGAAGGUCGAGAAAUUAUCUCCAAUCUCAGUAAAGCCGCCGGUUUAGCCCACAUGAUCAGUACUAUGCGACCUGAUAUUGAUCAUGUUGAUGAAUAUGUACGAAACACAACGGCGAGAGCGUUCGCUGUUGUUGCUUCUGCAUUAGGUAUACCUGCACUUCUUCCUUUCCUACGAGCUGUUUGUAGGAGUAAGAAGUCAUGGCAAGCAAGACAUACUGGUGUUAAGAUUGUUCAACAAAUUCCUAUUCUGAUGGGAUGUGCUGUUCUUCCUCAUUUAAAGGGUCUAGUUGAUUGUAUCGGUGGUAAUCUUAACGACGAUCAAACAAAAGUUCGUACUGUCACCAGUUUGGCGAUUGCAGCUUUAGCAGAGGCAGCAAAUCCUUAUGGUAUUGAAAGUUUCGAUGAUAUUCUGAACCCGUUAUGGAGUGGAGCAAGAAAACAGCGCGGAAAGGGUCUCGCUGGUUUUUUGAAGGCUGUUGGGUAUAUCAUUCCCUUGAUGGACGAAGAAUACGCCAACUACUAUACUGGACAAAUCAUGGAAAUCCUCUUGAGAGAAUUUUCGUCUCCCGAUGAGGAAAUGAAAAAGGUUGUGCUCAAGGUUGUUUCACAAUGCGCCGGUACCGAUGGAGUCACGGCAGGAUAUCUCAAGGAGAACGUGUUAGAUGAAUUCUUCAAGAGUUUCUGGGUUCGAAGAAUGGCAUUGGACAAGCGUAACUAUAGACAAGUGGUUGAAACAACCGUUGAUCUCGGCCAGAAAGUCGGUGUUGGUGAGAUUGUGGAGCGCAUCGUCAACAACUUAAAGGAUGAGAGCGAAGCGUAUCGUAAGAUGACUGUGGAGACUAUAGAGAAGGUUAUUGCCAGUCUCGGUGCUGCAGAUAUUGGCGAAAGACUAGAAGAACGACUUAUUGACGGUAUCUUGCACUCUUUCCAGGAACAGAGUGUCGAGGACAUCGUUAUGUUGAAUGGCUUCGGAACUGUAGUCAACGCUCUUGGUACGAGGUGUAAGCCAUAUCUGCCUCAAAUUGUCAGUACAAUUUUGUGGCGAUUAAACAACAAAUCGGCGACUGUCCGACAACAGGCGGCAGACCUGAUCUCUCGCAUUGCCAUGGUCAUGAAGCAAUGUGGUGAAGAUGCUUUGAUGGGCAAGUUAGGUGUUGUUCUAUAUGAAUACCUCGGUGAAGAAUACCCCGAAGUGCUCGGUUCCAUCCUCGGUGCCUUACGUUCUAUUGUCACCGUGGUUGGUAUCAACCAAAUGCAACCUCCAAUCAAGGACCUACUUCCUCGACUUACACCAAUUUUACGAAAUCGACACGAGAAGGUACAAGAAAAUACCAUUGAUCUGGUCGGUCGUAUCGCUGAUCGUGGACCUGAGAGUGUCAAUGCUAGAGAGUGGAUGAGAAUUUGUUUCGAACUUCUAGAUAUGUUGAAAGCACAUAAGAAGGGUAUUCGUCGAGCUGCCAACAACACAUUUGGUUUCAUUGCCAAAGCCAUUGGACCUCAAGAUGUCCUCGCCACUCUAUUAAACAAUCUUCGGGUUCAGGAACGACAAUCUCGUGUCUGUACGGCUGUAGCUAUUGGUAUCGUCGCAGAAACUUGUGCUCCGUUCACAGUCCUCCCAGCUUUGAUGAACGAAUACCGUGUUCCCGAGCUCAACGUUCAAAAUGGUGUUCUAAAAUCACUUUCCUUCCUCUUUGAGUAUAUCGGUGAAAUGGCUAAAGAUUAUGUUUACGCUAUCACGCCAUUACUCGAGGAUGCAUUGAUUGACCGUGAUCAAGUACAUCGACAGACUGCUGCCUCUGUUGUCAAGCACGUAGCAUUGGGUGUGGUUGGUCUUGGUUGUGAGGAUGCAAUGCUUCAUCUUCUCAAUCUACUAUACCCCAAUCUUUUCGAGACCAGUCCUCACGUUAUCGAUCGUAUUGUCGAAGCUAUUGAAGCUAUCAGGAUGGCGAUUGGCCCAGGUCUUGUACUCAACUAUGUCUGGGCUGGACUGUUUCAUCCAGCACGAAAAGUUAGACAACCUUACUGGACGCUGUACAACAGCGCUUAUGUAUUAUCGGCCGAUGCUAUCGUCCCUUACUACCCAAACAUGGAUGACGAGAAGAUGGAUAGACCAGAUUUGGCAAUUGUGAUAUAA
This is a messenger RNA of Sclerotinia borealis F-4128, 3636 nucleotides long. NCBI's taxonomy places the organism in Eukaryota, Fungi, Ascomycota, Leotiomycetes, Helotiales, Sclerotiniaceae. The record is from the annotation of a GenBank genome assembly.